AUGUUGAGAUUGGAAAGGUUUCCCGAACUAUGGUUUGAGGAUGGGAACGUUGUCUUUCAAACGGAAACAGGGGAAUUCAGGGUAUAUCGGGGCAUUCUCGCUGCUAGAUCCUCUGUGUUCAGGAAUAUGCUGUCGAUCCCCUAUCCCCGUUCAUCUUUUACACAAGCAAUACAAGAUGACGAACAGGCGAUCCGCCUUCCUGACUCUGCCCAAGAAAUUCGCUCCCUCUUUUCUGCGAUUUUCGAUUCCUCCUUUUUUGAACGACCACCAGUCAAAGCACGUCUAAGCGUAGUAUUGGCAAUCGCUCGUAUGGGUCAUAAAUACGACGUCGCGUAUCUUCUAGACCGCGCCCUAGAACACCUCGCCAUCUCGUACCCACGGACGCUCGAUAAUUGGGAUAAACGAGAUUACAUGCGGAGCAUCAUACAUGAGGUUAAACACGGUGUUACAAACAAUCUCAGCGUCCUCAACACGGCUCUUCAAAUAAACGCAACGACGAUCCUCCCAGCGACCUUCUACGCCUGCGCCAGACGCGAUCUGAAGGACGUACUGGAUAACAGGGGGUGGUGUAAAUUAGGGGAAAGGCAUAAACGGCAGUUCCUCUUGGGGUACGUGAAGCAGACUUCGGCUUGCAAGGCUUUCCACAGAUUUCUUCGAUGGCCAGAGGACGAGGACUGUCAGGAACCAUCAAAAUGUGAGCGGAAAUCAAGGGCUUGGGAGGCAUCGAACGAGGACUGGUUCGACCAUGAUCCGCUGGAGAUAUGGGAUAAUUGGGAUAAAAUGGCGGUGGACCUUUGUGGACCAUGCAUUUUGGGUUGUAAGGAGCAAUAUCUGAUUGCUCGUCAAGAAUUCUGGGACUCCAUCCCGGAGUUGUUUGGGUUGUCGGGAUGGGGGGCAGCUGAGGAGAUGGAUCAAACAACGGCGGACUCUACGUGA
Molecule: messenger RNA, 936 nt
Organism: Laccaria bicolor S238N-H82
Lineage: Eukaryota; Fungi; Basidiomycota; Agaricomycetes; Agaricales; Hydnangiaceae
Exons: 2
Coding region: 1-936 (311 amino acids)
Molecular function (GO): protein binding
Source: RefSeq, a predicted model, not a curated record